GGCGCAUGCGCAUGCGGUCCCGCCUCCGGGCUCUCUCCUAUUCCGGCUCCCGCCUGCGUGCAGGACACUGGGUUCCCUACGAGCUGCCCCAGGCUUAAUGAUUGUCCAGAAGGUGGCUAUAAAGGGAGCCUGGGAGGCUGGGUGGAGGAGGGAACAGAGAAAGCCUAACUCAGCAGAUCUGGUCACUGAGAGAGCCACAGGCAGGAGCUGUGGUCGGAGGCUUCGCGUCUUGGCCACUGGGGCCUGCUCCCUUCCACCAUGGCCGCCCAAGGCUACGGCUAUUACCGCGCUGUGAUCUUCUCAGCCAUGUUUGGAGGCUACAGCCUGUACUACUUCACCCGCAAGACCUUCUCCUUUGUCAUGCCGUCGUUGGUGGAGGAGAUCCCUCUGGACAAGGACGACUUGGGGCUCAUCACCAGCAGCCAGUCGGCAGCCUACGCCAUCAGCAAGUUUGUGAGCGGGGUGCUGUCUGACCAGAUGAGUGCCCGCUGGCUCUUCUCUUCCGGGCUGCUUCUGGUCGGCCUGGUCAACGUAGUCUUUUCCUGGAGCUCCAUGGUACCUGUCUUUGCUGCUCUCUGGUUCCUCAAUGGCCUGGCACAGGGGCUGGGCUGGCCCCCCUGUGGGAAGAUCCUGCGGAAGUGGUUUGAGCCAUCUCAGUUUGGCACCUGGUGGGCCGUCCUGUCAACCAGCAUGAACCUGGCUGGAGGGCUGGGCCCUAUCCUGGCAACCAUCCUCGCCCAGAGCUAUAGCUGGCGCAGCACGCUGGCCCUGUCUGGGGCGCUCUGUGUAGUUGUCUCCUUCCUCUGUCUCCUGCUCAUCCACAAUGAACCUGCUGACGUUGGGCUCCGGAACCUGGACCCCGCCCCCUCCAAGGACAAGAAGGGCUCCUCGAAGGAGGAGAGUACUUUACAGGAGCUGCUGCUGUCCCCCUACCUGUGGGUACUCUCCACGGGCUACCUCGUGGUAUUUGGAGUAAAGACCUGCUGUACUGACUGGGGCCAGUUCUUCCUCAUCCAGGAGAAAGGACAAUCCGUCCUCGUGGGUAGCUCCUACAUGAGUGCCCUGGAGGUUGGGGGCCUUGUAGGCAGCAUCGCAGCUGGCUACCUGUCAGACCGGGCCAUGGCAAAGGCAGGCCUAUCCAUCUACGGGAACCCUCGCCAUGGCCUGUUGCUGCUCAUGAUGGCUGGCAUGACCGUGUCCAUGUACCUCUUCCGGGUCACUGUGACCAGUGACUCCUCCAAGCUCUGGAUCCUGGUGUUGGGAGCUCUGUUCGGUUUCUCCUCCUAUGGUCCCAUUGCCUUGUUCGGAGUUAUAGCCAAUGAGAGUGCUCCUCCCAACUUGUGCGGCACCUCCCAUGCCAUCGUGGGACUCAUGGCCAACGUGGGCGGCUUUCUGGCUGGGCUGCCCUUCAGCACCAUUGCCAAGCACUAUAGCUGGAGCACAGCCUUCUGGGUGGCCGAAGUGAUCUGUGCAGUCAGCACAGUCGCCUUCUUUCUGCUACGAAACAUCCGCACCAAGAUGGGCCGAGUGCCCAAGAAGGUUGAGUGAAGACAGUACAGGCACCUGUGCAUCCUCUCCCACCUGUGGACCUUCCCCUCCCUGCACAGGGCUGGGGAGGUGCGGGGGCGGGGAGAAAGAAAGUGGGGCUGCUCUGGCUACCGAUGAACCUUGGAUCGCCUUUUUUGCUCCUUUUCCCUCGCCCAGGUGGCGCUGGAAGUUAUCAGUGGCUAAUGAGGUCCCAGCUCCCCAUCCUGUGCCCUAUUUAAAAGACAACUUUUGUUCUUGGACUUCAUUAGCUCCAAUUUCCUGCCUUCAAACAGGAAACCCCUACAGUGAGGGAGUCUCCAAUACCCUCUUCCUCUCCUGAACCCUGCCCCACCCCCACCCCACCCCACCCCACCCCAUCCCACCCCAUCCCCACAAGAGGUGAGGCUCCUCCUGUAGCUGCGGGGCACCAAUGGGCCAUGAUUUCUGCCCUAAGGCCUCUUAGCACACGGUGACUGUUCUUGCCAAUACCUCAAGAUUCCAGGCAGAGAGGAGGCCAUCACUCUCACCAAUACCCCGGGAACACCGGGGCCUGGGUGGGAGGGAGGAAGACUUGAUAAAGAGAUUAAAACUAGAUUUGAUACUAAACACAGUGAGCCAUUCUUUCAAAAGGGGUAUUACAGACCAAAGACAGUUUUCCUUGGAAAAUAUUCUCUUGCUACCUGCUUUUUCCACCCCAAAAAGGACAGACUUCAUUUCCUUGGAAUGGGAGAUCUGACAUAUACUCCUUUUAGCUUAUGUCUCCUUUGCCUUCAACUUUACACUGUAUAAUUCAAUGAUCAUUUUAGAGAUGAAGCUACUGGGUUUCAGACAAAUUAAAUACUUUGAUGGAGGGAAUCAGUAAACAGUGGCUUAUGAUUUUUUUUUUAAUGUUUAUUUAUUUU
Messenger RNA from Panthera uncia (snow leopard), 2429 nucleotides. It is a transcript of the gene SLC37A4, whose product is annotated as solute carrier family 37 member 4. The coding region runs from base 259 to 1548 and encodes 429 amino acids. The record is from RefSeq and is a predicted model, not a curated record. The transcript is spliced from 9 exons. Gene Ontology annotation, biological process: phosphate ion transmembrane transport; glucose-6-phosphate transport. Gene Ontology annotation, molecular function: glucose 6-phosphate:phosphate antiporter activity. Lineage: Eukaryota; Metazoa; Chordata; Mammalia; Carnivora; Felidae. Gene Ontology annotation, cellular component: endoplasmic reticulum membrane.